AUGCGCACCUCUCCAAAUAUCAUCAUCACCGGCACUCCCGGCGUGGGAAAGACCGUCCACUGCGAACAACUCGCGCAAGAGAUCGGCCUGAAGCACCUGUCCAUUAACCAGGCCGCAAAGGACCGUGGAUGUUUCGAUGAAUAUGACGAGGAAUUGAAGACCUGGGUGGUUGACGAGGAUAAGCUCCUCGAUGCCCUCGAAGACGAAAUUCCCAAUGGCGGCUACUUAAUCGACUGGCAUGCCUGCGAUCUUUUCCCCAAGUCCUGGAUCGAUCUCGUCGUUGUCCUCCGCUGCCCCACUACAGAUGUUCUAUACGACCGCCUUUCCUCACGGGGCUACCACGAGAAAAAGCUAGAAGAGAACGUCGACGCAGAAAUCUUCGGUGUCCUAUCAGACGAAGCACGGGAGGCAUUCGACGAGGAGAUCGUGGUAGAAUUGAACAGCGAGCAGGAUUCAGAUGUGGACUCAAACUGCCAGAGAAUCGCACAAUGGGUCGAUUCAUGGAAGCAGUCGCACGCGGAGAAUGCGGAUUGA
This is a messenger RNA of Penicillium verrucosum, 534 nucleotides long. RefSeq names its product nucleoside triphosphates FAP7. Gene Ontology annotation, cellular component: nucleus; cytoplasm. Gene Ontology annotation, molecular function: ATP binding; ATP hydrolysis activity; AMP kinase activity. The record is from RefSeq and is a predicted model, not a curated record. NCBI's taxonomy places the organism in Eukaryota, Fungi, Ascomycota, Eurotiomycetes, Eurotiales, Aspergillaceae. The transcript has 3 exons. The coding region runs from base 1 to 534 and encodes 177 amino acids.